AUGGCAACAAGAAAAACAAGAAUAGAUUGGAAUGAAAAGGUGGUACGUUUCGAGCCCGGUAAAGACGUAGAGAAAGAUGUUUUUUGUCUCGUUACGAGCGUGGGACAACGAAAAAAUUGCGAGCUCGCCUGGGGAAUCAAACUUCAGACCACUGAGCCACAGAGACUCUAUGACAUCGACGAGUGUGUUACAAAUACCAACAACUGCAGCAAGAACUCCCACUGUACAAAUACCGAGGGAUCUUACAACUGCUCUUGUAAUCCUGGAUUCAGCGGGGAUAUAGACAAUUGCACAGACAUCGACGAGUGUGUUAAAAAAACCCACAACUGCAGCAAGAACGCAAACUGUACAAACACCGAGGGAUCCUACAGCUGCUCUUGUAAUGCUGGAUACGGCGGAGAUGGACAUAAAUGCCAAGGAUGCAGGGCUACCCCGCAGGGUUACCCCCCAGCCUUCGCAUCUAGCCUUUUAAACACCUGGGUGAAGAAAGGCACGAUGAGAGUCAGAGUCGAGCGCACCUACCAUGAGGCCACCACACCUCUCACACUGGAAGUGAAGACUGCUGAUUUAAUUUCAGACGUUGACGAGUGUUCUCAAAACAGCCACAACUGCAGCAAUAUAACUGCCACUUGUAAUAAUACCAAAGGAUCUUUCAAGUGUAUUUGUAAACCAGGACUCAGUGGUGACGGGUACAGCUGCACAGACAUCGACGAGUGUGCCGAAAAUAUCCACAAUUGUAGCAAGAACAACGCCACUUGUACUAAUAGCAAGGGGUCGUUUAAUUGCUCUUGUAAUACUGGUUUCAGAGGGGAUGGUUACAACUGCUCAGACAUUGAUGAGUGUCUUACCAAUGCUCAUACCUGUAACAAGCACAGCGCCAGUUGUACCAAUAACGAAGGAUCGUUUAACUGCUCUUGCUAUACUGGAUUCACUGGAGAUGGACAUAACUGCCAAGACAUCCACGAGUGUGUUCAAAACCCCAAUUGUAGCGAGAACGCCAACUGCACAAACAUCGAGGGAUCUUACAACUGCUCUUGUAAUCCUGAAUUCAGCGGAGAUGGACAUGAAUGCGAAGACAUUGAUGAGUGCUCUCAAAGCAGCCACAACUGCAGCAAUAUAACUGCCACUUGUAACAAUACGAAGGGAUCAUUCAAGUGCAUUUGUAAACCAGGAUUCAGUGGUGACGGAAACAGCUGCACAGACAUCGACGAAUGUGAGAAAAAUACCCACAACUGUUCUCAUGGAAACUCAACUUGCCAGAAUAACAAGGGAUCAUUCGAAUGCAUUUGUAAACCUGGAUUCCGCGGAGAUGGACAGAACUGCUCAGAUCUGAAAUCAAAUUUCACACUAGCCCUAGAUUAUCCUAACCCACCUUUGAACAACCCAACCCAGAUCCAUAAGAUCUGUUUUCGAGAAUUACAAC
This is a messenger RNA of Stylophora pistillata, 1423 nucleotides long. RefSeq lists its product as uncharacterized. The record is from RefSeq and is a predicted model, not a curated record. Gene Ontology annotation, molecular function: heparin binding; calcium ion binding. NCBI's taxonomy places the organism in Eukaryota, Metazoa, Cnidaria, Anthozoa, Scleractinia, Pocilloporidae.